Messenger RNA from Prunus armeniaca (apricot), 567 nucleotides. The record is from the annotation of a GenBank genome assembly. Lineage: Eukaryota; Viridiplantae; Streptophyta; Magnoliopsida; Rosales; Rosaceae.
AUGCAACUUGCGAACGAAGAGCAAGUUCUUAGCCAACAAGAUGAGGGGCAAACUCUCAACCCCAACCUUAAUUCUCAGUCACAAAAGGAAAAUUCUCAUGUGGUUGCAAGCCGGCCACCCAUUCCACCUACUCCUCUAGAGGAAAGGGAGGUUAGUAAGGAAUAUAAGAAUGAGAAAGAGAUGGGUGAGACGAUGUUAGGAUCAAAUGUUCAAGUCGACCAUCCUAUUGAGAGCCUGACAUUGGUUGAGGAAAAGGAGUACACCCAAGGGGAUGAGACCCAAAAGAUGGCCACCGAUGAAAAUUGCAAUAUGGUCCAACCCAAGGCCACUAUUCUAGGAUGUAAUAACUUACCACCUAGUGAAGAAGGAGGUCGAAGCACGACCCAAGGUGGAAUCAUAAUAGACAUGAUUGUAGGAGAAAAACUAGACAUUGCGAGACCACAAUUGCAAGUGGUCAAGUUUAUUGAGCCCCAGCCAAAGGCCAAGAUUGGCCGACCAAAUGGACUUGGGGGGCAUGAAGGGGCAAGAUCCAAGUCAAGAAUAGGAAGGGCUCCAAGCUUGGAGUAA